CUCACUGGAUACUGAUGUUCUACAGCUCUUGUGAGAUCUAAAAAUCUUGUGUUUUAUGUAAGUCAUUGCCAUAUUUAUUGUGUGUGAUAUAAUUGUUAUAUUGUUGAGUCUCUGUCAACUCUUGUGUUUGUGUUCGGGUUUCUUUACAUUACGUCUAUAUAAGGAAGGUUCAGUUUUUACUCUGGCAGUAUUUUAACUUGUGAAGUAAUGCGGGAAUUUCCAAGAUAACCUUCAGUUAGAUGCUCCUCCCCCCCUCCUGCAUGAGGAAAUUGGCAUAGCUCAGUGUUACCGCGGCGAGAGCAUGACUGAGAAGACAUCGUUGUUCGUCUGGUGUUCGGUUCUCACAGUAGGAUCUGUCCUCGGUCAGAACAAUGAAUCUCAGCUGCAGUGUAUCACUAACGAAGACUGUUCUGAGCUGACGACCUGCAUCAACCUGCAGUGUGAAGACCCCUGCCUGAACCUCUGCAAAGGCAACUCCAACUGCCAGGUCCGAGGCCAUGUGCCAUACUGCUCCUGCAAACCUGGGUUUGCAGGCGAUCCCUUCACUGGCUGCAAUCAGCGGAUUUCAGCUCUAGCGCAGUGUGAAACUAACGAAGACUGCCCGAGGGAUCGAGUCUGUGCCAGGAAGAAGUGCGAGGACCCCUGCCUGGGAGUUUGUGGUUAUAACUCCACCUGCCAGGUCCUCGACCACGUCCCCUAUUGCUCUUGCCGACCUGGCUUUUACGGUGAUCCCUUCUCUAAGUGCAAUCGACAAUAUCGUCCAGGAAGUUGGCCGCCGUUUCCGGAUGCGAGAAAACGCUACCAAGUGGAAGCUAUCAAGACAAAUUGGUUCGGAGCUUUCGCUCAGUGCAUGAACCAUGGCGGCAGGCUUGCUGUCAUCCUUACCAAGGAAGAGAAUGAUAAAGUUAAGGAAGAAAUCCUCAGAUCUGGUUUGAGACCCCAGUUCUGGCUUGGAGGGACGGACUACCCCCUGGGGAACCACUGGACAUGGAUGAGCACGGGGAAACCCUUCACGUUCACGGACUGGCACAACAACCAGCCGGACAACUGGCAGAACAGGCCUGGAGGGGAACAUUGCCUGGAGUUCUGGGAGACAGAAUCUCUUCGCUGGAACGACAGGAACUGCCUGGAUGAGUUGUACUCGAUCUGUGAGUACUACGACUCUGAUGACAGUUCGUACGACGUGAACUGGCGACUGGGUGAAGGCAGAAGAUAAAAGGGAUCGCUACGUUGAACUAAUAAAUGUCUUAUUUAUUUAUUCGA
Molecule: messenger RNA, 1263 nt
Organism: Homalodisca vitripennis (glassy-winged sharpshooter)
Lineage: Eukaryota; Metazoa; Arthropoda; Insecta; Hemiptera; Cicadellidae
Product: neurocan core protein-like
Exons: 7
Coding region: 302-1216 (304 amino acids)
Source: RefSeq, a predicted model, not a curated record